CCCACAAUGACUGUGAAGACUUGAAAACUAAUGAUAGAACGUCUCCGUUGUGUUGUUUGUGGAGUAACGGAUACUCCUUUGUGGAGAAGUGGACCAAAGGGACCUAAAACUCUAUGUAACGCUUGUGGGGUGCGUUGGAAAAAAGGAAAGUUGUAUAUAGAUGGAAAACAAGCUUCGCCACCGGUAACUACUCGUUUGAUAGAGAAAGUUACACAUAAGCAAGCAAGGGCCCAUCGACUGACCAGUAUUAAAUCCCAAGUUCAAAGUCACUAUUUUCCCUACCAAGGCUCCUCUACAGUGCAAGAUGGAGAAUCAGAAACUUCCAAAUAUGAGGCUUUCUUGAAAACCCCAACUGCUGCAGCUAUUGCUUAUGCGGCCUCCAAGUCUUUUAGAAACAGUUGUCGGAACAGAGUGGUGGUGACUAAGGAAGAGAACGAAGUAAACAAAAAGGUCAUAGACGAGCAAGGUACUCAGAACACAAGUUGCAUGACUGUAAGAAGAGACCAUUCUAUAGAUGAUGACGAAAAGAGAAGUUGUUGGUUCUUGUCGGGUUUGUAUUCAGAAAGUGACAACGAGUUGGAAGGCUCCCCUGUACUUAUUGAGUUGGAUGCAGACUCACUUCCUGCAGAAGAGCGAGGCUCUUUUCGGAAAGAGUCUUCUGUAUGGACCCAACGUUAUCGGGGCAAGGCAAACAAGUGGAGUUCCAUUUUCAAGAAGGAUACAGCUCGUCCUUUCUGCAGGCGGAGAAAAGAUACUAAGAGUAUCAGACGGCAGACCGAGUACAAGUUUAGAUUAUUAUUGGAUGCUGCCAAGGCGGUAGGAAUGGAAGUGUAAUAAGUUGUCUGUAUAUAAGAGUGUGUAUAAAGGAGAUGGAAUUAUGGAAGCAAACAAGUUUGCUAUCCGUUCUUGUGAAAUUUCAUUUGUAUUAUUUGGAUAAAAAAUUAAUGUAGUUUGUAUUUUCUAUGAAAGUUUGCUCAUAUAAAAAAUCGUGGACUUUU
Galdieria sulphuraria is the source of this 998-nucleotide messenger RNA. RefSeq names its product GATA transcription factor. Gene Ontology annotation, molecular function: sequence-specific DNA binding; zinc ion binding. The record is from RefSeq and is a predicted model, not a curated record. Gene Ontology annotation, biological process: regulation of DNA-templated transcription. Bases 31 to 834 code for a protein of 267 amino acids. The transcript has a single exon. Lineage: Eukaryota; Rhodophyta; Bangiophyceae; Galdieriales; Galdieriaceae.